Messenger RNA from Sphaerulina musiva SO2202, 2095 nucleotides. RefSeq names its product pyruvate dehydrogenase kinase. Gene Ontology annotation, cellular component: mitochondrion. Gene Ontology annotation, biological process: protein phosphorylation; regulation of glucose metabolic process. The record is from RefSeq and is a predicted model, not a curated record. Gene Ontology annotation, molecular function: pyruvate dehydrogenase (acetyl-transferring) kinase activity. The coding region runs from base 115 to 1443 and encodes 442 amino acids. The transcript has 5 exons. Lineage: Eukaryota; Fungi; Ascomycota; Dothideomycetes; Mycosphaerellales; Mycosphaerellaceae.
GUUUGCUUUGCUUUGCCCGCUGCUUUCCCUUUCCCUUUCCUUUCCUGGCCACAUCCACACACCACACGGCUCUCUUGGUCGCUCCCCCCACGACCUGCAGCUCGCCCGCCCAGCAUGUCGUGGAAGAAGUCUGCCCAGUUGAUGGAGACGAUCAAGCAUUACUCCAACUUCCCCGCGACCGGCGUGAGUCUGAGGCAGAUGGUGCAGUUUGGAAGCAAUCCCUCCAUCGGCACCUUGUUCCGAGCCUCCCAAUUCCUCUCCGAAGAGCUACCCAUUCGUCUCGCGCACCGUGUACAAGAGCUGGGAGACCUUCCCGAUGGCCUCAAUGAUAUGGAGAGCAUCAAGAAGGUGCAGGACUGGUACGCACAGUCAUUCGAGGAAAUCAUAUCCUUACCGAAGCCGAGCCUCAGUACCGAGAUUAGAGAGCGCUUGAUCAAGCCCGCAAAAGCAAGUGGCAAGAAUGCGCGCAUAUUAAGUGAAACAACGACCAAUCCCAGUGUGAAGCCGGGGCAAUACAAGUCCGAUGCGAGUCUGGGGAGUAACGGUAGCGGGAACGGCAGUGGUGGGCAAAGAAAAGUCACAGCGACGCGCAGAUAUUUCACGGCAGCAGAUGACGGAGACUGGCCACCAGAGCUGAACGACUACAAUUCUCGAUUCGCCAAAACCCUCGAGACCAUCAAACGCCGUCACGAUAGCGUGGUGACGACGAUUGCCCAGGGCAUUCUGGAAUAUAAGCGCAAACGACAACGAAUGCAAAUCGAUCAUAAUAUCCAGGCGUUUUUGGAUCGAUUCUACAUGUCACGAAUAGGAAUCCGUAUGCUAAUUGGACAGCACAUUGCCCUGUCCGACCAGAGAUCACAGAGCGAUCCACACUAUGUAGGGAUAAUUUGUACCAAAACCAACGUCCGAGAAUUGGCCCAAGAGGCCAUUGAGAAUGCCCGCUUCGUCUGCGAGGAUCACUAUGGCCUGUUCGAUGCCCCCAAGGUCCGACUGGUGUGUCCGGCGGAUCUUAAUUUCAUGUAUGUGCCUGGACAUUUGUCGCACAUGUUGUUUGAAACCCUCAAGAACAGUCUCCGAGCCGUGGUGGAGACACAUGGCGCGGAAAAGGAGGAGUUCCCGGUGACAGAUGUGAUCAUUUCAGAGGGCCGAGAAGACAUCACCAUCAAGAUUAGUGACGAAGGGGGCGGAAUCCCCCGGAGCGCCAUUCCUCUGGUGUGGACGUACAUGUACACGACCGUGGAUCAAACGCCCAAUCUGGAUCCGGAUUUCAACAAAUCUGACUUCAAAGCUCCCAUGGCGGGCUUUGGAUAUGGCCUCCCCAUCUCCCGACUGUAUGCGCGAUACUUUGGAGGUGAUUUGAAACUGAUCUCGAUGGAAGGCUAUGGCACGGAUGUCUACCUCCAUCUAAACCGUUUAUCUUCCUCAUCGGAGCCUCUGCAGUGACAACGACCUGUCAUGAGGGAUGAAUGGCAUGGUGAUAUGGUACGGUCGUCAUCAUCAUCGACGCAUUCAUCUCAAGGAUUGACCGCCACAGCAACAAAAAAGAGUUUCGAGACACCGGGAGGAGGGGAUCUCAUUGCGGGUAUGACCAUGGCUGCCAGGACAGGCAGACUCAAGGCCAAACCCCACAGCAAGACCUGGGAUAUGAAUCGGAGGGAAGUCAGUGCCAGGCGGCAAGUUGGCGAUGCAGAAAGUGUGGUCAAUCAGCAAGGUUCCAGUACUACUACAGAUGGCCAAGGCCAGCAGCCUUGGUGGAAAAACGUUGGCAUGGAGGAGGGAAUGUAAAAGAAAUGUUUUACUUCACAGACCACUUUAUGCAGAAAACUGAACAACUCUGUGGCGUCAUGACAGAAUUACUUUUUUCGACGAGAAAGAGAGAGAUAACAGUGAAACCCCCAAGAGAAUUUUUCUUUUUGCGAGUAUAACGCAAAGAACCCAAAGCAGACAAACAAACGACUUCCCAAAUCUCGAUGGGAUUGUUUUGACAGAAAGAGAGGCGGGACCGGAGGGGGAGGGGGGGUGUUUGGCAGAGAGACAGAGACGGAGACGGAGACGGAGAGAGAGAAAGAUUAUUUACGAGACCCAAUGAAAUCAC